Molecule: messenger RNA, 3620 nt
Organism: Daphnia magna
Lineage: Eukaryota; Metazoa; Arthropoda; Branchiopoda; Diplostraca; Daphniidae
Product: UDP-glucosyltransferase 2
Exons: 4
Coding region: 1969-3558 (529 amino acids)
Molecular function (GO): UDP-glycosyltransferase activity
Source: RefSeq, a predicted model, not a curated record
UUCUCGGGUGGCAGUUUUUUCUGGACGAUUGUGUAAAUCAAAUAUUGAGGUCGCAUCAAAGUAGAGCAACCCUUUGGUCAUUAUAGUCUGGAAGCAGUUAUGUACACCGUGACAGCAUUAUUAUAGUAGACUGAAAACAGAACGACGAAUUAACAUAAUGACGGCACCGAAUUUAGCAGACGGCCGAAGGAAAGGAGAAAAAAUGUUUCCAAACUUGUUCCGCUGCACAAUUCAUUCUAUCAAACAAUAAUGGGAAAAUAAUUUUGAGCGUAAGAAUUUUUCUUGCAAAAUAAUGUAAGUCAAGGGUGACCAGUCAGUGAAUUCGUGAAAAGGAAGUCUGGACAUUAAAAAACCGAGUCUUUUAUUGACUAAAAGGCAGAGUGAAGAAAACACAAUACUUGAAAAAUGAAUAACGUGAAUGUCACGAUAAAAAAUUUGAAAAGAUUUUUAUCAAAAUGAGUGCAUUUCGUUAUCCAUUCGUCAAAGAAAAGAAAGGUGUUGUUCACAUAGGACACGAAAAUAGUCACCUGUCUUCCAUCUAAAAGGUAAUAUGUUGAUUUUUCUUACACGCACCGCUAACGGCACUUUCAUGGCCGAGUUAACACCGCCCCGUACUACACUAAAACCUUUUAUCCUCACAAUCUUUAUUCACGCGGGCAUUUUUUUUUCUUCCUUUAGCGCAGGGCAAUUUUCUUCUUUCCCAAGCAUCCAUAUUUAGAUAAUCUCAAUGGCGUAACAAUUACCGUCCCACACGAAAAAAGGCAUUCCGUGUACUACGACUCGCGAAAGUUAUUCGACGUAUCAAUGUUACUACCAUCGCUGUGAUUCGUAUAAAAAAUUGGCGGUGCGUGUAAAACUUGGCCUUAUCAGACAUCAGUAUUCACGAUUCAGGGCGUGGGAAUGCAUUGUGCAAACAAAGCCGCCCUCGUACUGUUGGUUAUGCGGUCAAUAUUUUGCAUCUUUAUCUCGCUAAUUUACAUUUCUUUUAGACUCCCUUUCGAUUCCUACCUUUUGACUAUAUUGAUUUCAUUACUAAUUUAGUUAUAGCAUCUCUUUUUUUCGCGUUAACAAUAUUUAAGUGUAAUUUAUUGAAAUGCUGUAGGUAUAGAUCAAAGAGCCAUCUUCGUGUUAAUGAUUUUGCAAUUGCAUCAAUCAAAUAACGAAAUUUAUGGCUGUUUGUACCCAUUCCCCUAAUACUGUUAGUUUCACUUUCACAUUCACGUGAGGCGUCAACCUUUCAAUCUUUUUGUUCCGCGUAAAUUCUUGGAAGCUCUAUAUACAGAACAGAUAUUCUAUUAUGCCUGAGACACGUAGAUCAUGUUGCCCCUCUGGGUGAAUGUACUGAUUUACCGUUCAUGAACAGGAUAAAACGAGCGGCAUACUCGGUAUUUUCUGUACGUCUAAAUAAGGAGAAAAAGAUAACGUGUGUGGUAUGUUGCCGCUAAGCGAAAAUGCCACAAUGGGAUAAGCAGAAAGGAAAAGUAUAACGUCGUACCCCCUUUUUGUUUCCAGUCAAACUUGUCUUUUUAUGGUGCGGUGUCAUACCUUCUAUGGACAUUUCGAAUUUUCUCGAUGGGCAAAUAAUUUCAUGGCACAUAUAAAGUGACAAUAGGUCAGAGAUAGUAAAGAACAAACAAUGUGUUAAAAAAAAGUUUAAAACUGCGCCCAGUAUUAAUGACCUGCACAUUGGGUUGAAAACUGCAAUCGAAUGGAUACUGCAACCCUUCAGAAUCAAUCAUGGGAAUUUGAAAGGUCCCCGAAGAACUGUUUACCAGACGAUAACCACAAAAUUAAAAAAAGAUGGUUCUCAAAAUUGAGUUCAACAUUUUUGGAACAAUUACUAAUAGCCCGGGGCCUAGUAGAUAUAAACGUUGGUCGUUUUUUUUUCGCCAAAAAACUUUUCGCAAGGCCAAAAGAGCAGUAGUUGUUUGUCAAACUUGAUUGAGUAGUGUGCUUAUUUUGAAAGACAUGGUGGUGAAAUCAGCAUCAAUUUCGUUUUUAAUUGUGAUGGCUGUGGCCUCGUCUAUUGAAGGAUCUAGUAUUCUAAUAUCGGUCCCAUUUGGCACAAAAAGCCACAAGAACAUGUACGUGCCUUUAGUUCGAGAACUAGUGAAUCGAGGACAUAAUAUCACUGUUAUCACUAAUUACAUGACGGCCGAUUUUAUGGACCUAAAAAACGUUCACGAAAUUGUUCUAGAACAAUUAAGCCUGAACAUGUCGCACUAUCCGAACGUAUUUGACAGUUUACUUUCAUCAAGUUGGAACUGGGGUAAUUGGGGUUUGACAAGCCAACUACUCCGCACACAAUCAGAGUAUCCACCCAAGGUUACGAAUGUACUUUACGAUAACCCAAAAGUUCAACAAAUGCUCGCUAACGAUAAAUUUGAUCUAGUUGUUGCCUCUCAGGUAUUAAUCAUGUCAAGUGCUCCGUUAUCUUGGCAUUUUAGGGCUCCAUUAAUGAUAUUCAGCCCAAACACGUUAUUCCCUGGAAUGGCCACUAUUUUGGGCGAUGAUGAACAUACUAGUUACGUACCAUUAGUGUUUUCUCCUUACACCGAUAAGAUGAAUCUCUGGCAGAGGAUCCUCAACACUGUUGCCACCAACGUGAUUCUGUUGUUUCAGCAGUGGUAUGAAGGAUCUAUAAUUCCUUUAAUUGUCAAAGAAAAGGGCAUGUCUUGUUAUCAAGAAAUUGACGACAUAAUUAGAAAUGUGACAGUGGUUCUUACCAACAGUCAUCCGAGUUUCACUUAUCCUCGUUCCUUACCGCCUCAAGUCAUCGAAGUGGGUGGUAUUCACUGCCGAUCUCCCAAGCCAUUGCCGAAAAACUUGGAAGACUUCGUAUCUGGUGCUGAUGGCUUCUUGCUUUUUAGCAUCGGGAGUCUUCAAAAUAUGGAAGAUAUGCCUGAACAUCUUCUGCAGUCGUUCAUUCGAGCUUUUUCCCGUUUGCCUUUACGAGUUAUUUGGCAAUGGAAAGGAAAAAUAAGGGCAGAUUUGCCUGCCAAUGUUUUUGCCAUUCCUUGGUUACCACAACAAGAUCUAUUGGGGCAUCCUGGAUGUCGUGCUUUCAUUACUCACGGCGGUUUAAACAGUUUACAAGAAGCCAUUUAUCACGGUGUUCCCAUGCUAGGAAUACCUUUUGGCAUCGAUCAGUUUCUUAACCUGCGACGGGCAGUUAAUGAUGGUUACGCCUUGCAGCUACAAUGGAAGGAAAUCAACGAAAAUACUUUAAGUUCCGCAAUUCAGCAGUUGCUCUUCAAUGAAUGCUUUUCGGAUGCUGCCGUAAGGCUGUCUGGUCGUAUGCGUGAUCAAAUGGAAACGCCACUAGAAAGAGCUGUUUUCUGGACCGAGUAUGUGAUCCGUCAUAAUGGAUUAGUUGACCAUUUGCGAUUAGGAUCGCGCGAACUGGCACCUUACCAGCGGUCGCUGAUCGAUGUAUAUCUAAUCUUGAUUCUUGUUUGGAUUCUUCUACUUGUUUUUGUUUUACUUUGUUUGCGAAACUGCAGCUGCUCGUCUAAAAGCAAGGUAACAACUAAAGAUGUGAGGAAUAAACAAGAAUAGAAAAAAGUGAAAGUUCCUUAUUGAAUUUGUACGAGAACUGAAUACAUAUCUUUCAAGUCCAA